This is a messenger RNA of Rhopalosiphum maidis (corn leaf aphid), 3567 nucleotides long. RefSeq lists its product as uncharacterized. The record is from RefSeq and is a predicted model, not a curated record. NCBI's taxonomy places the organism in Eukaryota, Metazoa, Arthropoda, Insecta, Hemiptera, Aphididae.
UUAUAAUGAAUACAUAUUUGUCAGUGUACAAGUUUAUCAGUUUUUGAAAACAUUGACUUGUACAGAGUAAUUUGUAUUUGAUUUCUAUGAUAGUAUUUUUUUACUUAACUCAAAUGUAUUUACUGUAAAAUAUUAUUACAUUUAUUAGUUUGAUGUUAAUUGUAUUCAAUUAUGCAAUGUACAAAUCACAAUGAAGAAAAAAAACUGCUCAACAGCAUUUGUGAAGUUAAUAUUGAUGGCAAAAUGGCUUUAGUAUCUUUGUACGAUGAUCUUCCUCAUUUUGAGUACGACCUGACAAUUGAUAAUUUGCAGAAUUCAAUUACAAAAUUGAAAACAUUCAAUCAAGAACUGAAACAACGCAUUAAGAAAUUGGAAAAUGAAAAUACUCAUUUCAAAUCUGUUAAUGUAGUAUUAUCUAAAAAUAUCACAUCAUUAUAUAAAACUGCUAGCAGUGAAAUCCAAAGGAAAGAUAAAAUAAUUGAUGAUCUUCGCAAAAGUCAACUUUAUUCACGACCGUCCACAUCAAAAAUGUUUUGUUCUACUAAUAAUUAUCAAAUAGAAAAAACUGAAGUAAAUAAAUUCUCUGAAAAUAAGAAGAAUACAGACAAAAUCAAGAAUACUCUAGAAAAAACUACAGUGUUAAACCCAAAUAAUAAUGAUGCUAUUACAACCAUUAUCAUUAAGCCUACUGAUAUUCCUAAAACAAUUUAUUAUAAAAGAAUGUGCCAAAAAUUAGCUCAACAAAAUAAAACUAUUGAAUCUAAACAACAGAUGCCACAGCAUAAAGAAAAUACAAAUACCACGGAUAAAAACGAAGAACUUAAUUAUGAUGAAAAUAUAUUAAAAGAAAUGACAACUUCUCUUAUUCAUAAUGAAUCUAAAGAUAUUAAUUCUACACUAGUAAUUUGUGAAUCAGAUAUAACCUCAAGUGACUGUGAACUUGAUACUACCCCAGUUAUUAAAUGUGACAAUGAGGAGAAAGAUAAAGAAAAUGUUUCCGUAAAAUCAUUUUUUUCAAAAUUAAAACAACCAGCUAAAUCGAAAAAAAGAUUAAUAAUCACUCCAGCUACUAUUGAUGUUCAAAAUAAACAUCCUAAAGCUUUCAAAAGUAUUAAAAAAUUAAACCAAAUUAACAAUUUGUCUUCAAUAACACAAUGUGAUAUUAAAAAUUCACCAGAAAAACCAAUAAUAAAAUCUUCAAACAAAGACACUCAGUCAAUAUGUAUUAAAAAUAAUAUCCCAGAAUAUAAUCCCAAAACAGAUAAUAAACCACUUACAAUAGAAAGUCCAUCUCAACAAAAUAAUAAUCAGUCCACGUGUAAUUUAGAUACUAUUAAGUGUACAAAUAAUAUCACAGAAUUGAAUCACUUAAAUAAUUCUACUAAAAGUUCUUCCAAAAACACACUUGUCAAAACAAGUCCUACAAGUAAAACUGUAACACCGACUAUCAAUAUUGUAGUUGAACAAGUUCAAACUACAAAAAAAGCUGAUGUAAUAAAAAAUGAUAAUAAUACUCAAAACAAAUUUAAUAAAGUUACCCAGUCAUCAUGCCUUUUGAAUAAAGAUGAUAAAAUUAAGUAUGAUUUAAAAACAGAUAACAAACUACUCUCAACAGACAAAAUUCAUAACCAAAAAUUAUUCACUUCUGAAAAAAAUAAUCAAAUACAAUCUUUAAAUAUUGAAGUUGAACAAUUCCCUAUUAGAAGAAGAAAAACAGUAAUAGAAAAGGAUACACUUACAUUAAGUAAUGCAAAAACACCUUCAUGUGUUACUUCUAUGAGUCCUUCAAACAAAAAUAAAUUAAACAAGUCAUCAGAGAAUGUAAAGAAUAAUAAUAAAGAAUCAUCAAGUCCGGCUCAACAAAAGAAUAGUCAAUCUACAUACAAUUUAGAUAUCCUUAGGUGUGCAAAUAAUAUCAUAGAAUCUAAACACUCAAAAAAUUCUACUAAAAGAUCUUUCAAAAACACACCUGUCGAAACAAGUCCUACAAGAAAGACUAAUGUAAUAAAAAAGGAUAAUAAUAUUCAAAACAAAUUUAAGAAAGUUACCCAGUCAUCACGUACUCAGGAUAAAAAUUAUAAAGCUAAAUAUGAUUCAAAAACAGAUAAUAAACUACUUUCAAUAGACAAACUUCAUAACCAACAAUUAUUUACUUCUGAAAAAAAUAAUCAAAUACAAUCUACAAAUAUUGAAGUUGAACAAAUUCCAAUUAAAAGAAGAACAGAAGUAUUAGAAAACGAUAAUAACUCUUCAAACACAUUUAAUAAAUCCACCCAAGAAUUUUGUAUUAGAGAUUGCAAAAAUAAAAAUGAUUCAAAAAUGGAUGAAAAACAAAUUUCAACAGACAUAUUUUGUAACCAAAAAUCCACUUGCGAAAACAAAAAUCAGAUACCGUCUGUAAAUAUUGAAGUUGAACAAUUCCCUAUUAAAAGAAGAAAAAGAGUAAUAGAAAAGGACAAUAAUAGUCUUGCCCUAAAUAAUGUCAGAAAACGUUCACGUGUUACUUGUACAAGUCUUUCAAACAAAAAUGAAUUUAACAAGUCCACAGAGUAUGUUAAAUGUUUGUCUGUAAAUAACAAUAGAGAAUCAUCAAGUCCGUCUCAACAAAAUAAUAGUCAAUUCACAUGCAAUUUAGAUACCUUUAAGUGUGUAAAUAAUGUCACAGAGUCCAAACACUCAAAAAAUUCUUGUAUAAGUUCCUUCAAUAAUACACCAGCUGAAACAAGUCCUACUAAUAAAAUUGUUAUACCAUCUAUCAAUAUUGAAGUUGAGCAAGGGUUCAUUUUUAGACAAUCAAAUGCAAGAAAAGUAAUAAUGCAUUCAAAAUUUGAUGAUAAAGAUGAUAAACAAGAAACAAAGAAAGGAAGACGUGUUCAGUUGAUAACUAUAGAAGAUCAUUAUUCAACACCAGUGCCUAGUUUUAAUGGUGCUAAAAAAACAGACAUUGAUGUUAGCAAUAAAUCUAUUGUUACAGAAAAAAUAGUUGAAAGUAGUAGUCACUUUUUUGUACCACUUGUGAAAAGAAGAAGAACUAUGAAUUUUGGCAGUUCUGAUUCAUAAGUUCUUACUUUUUCAUUCUACUUAAAUUAUUUUUAAUACUAUACAACAAUAUUAGUGAUAUCUACUUGUCAUCUAUGAGUUAUAUACAUAUUUUGUUAAAUUUUAACACAUAUAUUAAAUGAUAAAAAAGCUGCUUACUUAGAUAGUGGAUAAAACAUUUUGAGAUACAAGAGUUUUGAACAUAAAUAAUGCAGGUAUUAAAACAGUUAUUUUUAAAGGAGCUUGAUUGAACAAAAAUAGUUAAGAUUUUUUAUUUAAUACGCUAUUUCCUUUUACAUUGCUUUUUUUUUUCGUUAUCAUUUAAAUGUCUUUUUCUGCCCAAUAAAAUACGUAUGUAAAAAGAGUAUACAUAUACCGCCAGUUUUUGGUUUUUAAAUAAGAUGGAAUAUACAAUGUAAAUUUAUUAAAAACAAGUUAACUUAAAUGCGACAUGACUUCAAAUUUAAGGUACCUGAAUUCUAGUUUUAACAUUUGUAUAAUUUUUUUAAAUUAUUAAAUAACCAUUUA